AUGUCGGAAAUUUGUUCAAACCUGGCAUGGAUGCCUACCUUGGGCAUGCCCACCUGCUUGGAAAAUUGGGGUCAUUUCAAGAAUGCCCAAAUGGACCAUGUUCAACAGAGGUUUAUCCGGGUUGGCCAGAAAGCCCGCGAAAAGGCGCGCUCCCUGGUGUUAGUUUUUAAAGUUUCACGGUCAAGUCUUUACACAGUCAUUAGCCGGGUCAACUGGACCAUCCUACCCUUUAUUAUGAAGAGGUAUAAACAAAUCUCCACCGUUGAUGUGUUUACGGGGGGUUGUACCGAAGAAGAAGUGUUCACUGGGACGAUACCUUCCCAACUUGGGAAUCUCUCCAAGUUGCAAUAUCUCGAUGUUAGUGGUAAUUAUGAUGGUCUUCGAGCAGUGGAUCUUGCAUGGUUGCCACGCCUCUCUUUGUUGAGUCAUCUUGACAUGAGCUUUGUGGAUCUUAGUUUUGUGAGGGAUUGGGUUCACACGGUUAACAUGCUCCCUUCUCUUAAAGUGCUUUGCUUGCACGAAUGUGACCUUAAUAGUACUGUGCCUGCUAGUAAUUUACAUUCCAACUCCAACCUCUCGCACCUUGAGGUCCUUGUUAUGUCUGAGAACAACUUCUAUACAUCACUCAAGCACAACUGGUUCUGGAAUCUUACAAGCCUCAAGGAGCUCUACCUCUCAUUUUGCGGCUGGAAUGGGUCCGUUCCCAGUGAACUGGGAAACAUGAUGUCGCUUCAGGUCAUAGACUUGAGGUGGAACAAUCUUGAGAGUUUGCUACCAAGAAAUUUAGAAAAUUUGUGUGAUUUGGAGGUAUCGGCAUUUGAUUUUAACAACAUUAACACGAGCAUGUCUGAGUUCAUGGAUCGAUUGCCAAUGUGUUCAUGGAAUACAUUGCAAGAGUUGUCAGUACAGUAUACAAAUAUGACCGGAAAUCUACCCGUUUGGAUUAGGAACAUGACCAAUCUGAGUGUUCUCCGUGCAUCUGGAAACAUGAUGGCUGGCCCUCUACCCGUAGGAGUUCGAGCACUUGGUAAUUUGAAAGAACUAGACCUAGGAUACAAUAACUUCAACGGUGUGCUCUUGAAAGAUCAUUUCACAAGUUUAGGUAAUUUCAAGUUUUUGGACCUAGGAUACAACAACUUCAGCGCCGUGCUCCUCAGGGAACAUUUCACAAGUUUAGGUAAUUUGAAGUUUUUGGACCUCAGCUACAACAACUUCAGCGGUGUGCUCCUCAGGGAACAUUUUCCAAGUUUUUGUAAUUUGGAAUGGUUGGACAUCAGCUACAACAACUUCAACAGUGUACUCCUCAAGGAACAUUUUGAGAGUUUACGUAAUUUGAAGUUGUCAGACCUUGGCUGCAAGAACUUCAGUGGUGUGCUCUUGAGAAGGCAUUCUUCAAGUUUGGGCAAUUUAAAGCAUUUGGACCUUAGCUAUAAUAAAUUAAACAAUGUGCUCACAGAGGAGGAUUUUGCAGGACUAUUGAAUUUAGAGUAUCUAGACUUGUCAUACAACUCGUUGAAACUAUCUAUCAACCAAAAAUGGGUUCCUCUAUUUAGAUUGAAGGUCGUAGGUUUUCCCUCAUGCCAUUUUAGACCUCAUUUUCCAAAGUGGCUCAAAUGGCAGAUUGACAUUGAUGUUCUUGUUCUUGGAAAUUCAAACCUGGAUGAUGUUAUUCUUGAUUGGUUCUGGUUGACAUUUUCCCGAGCUUCAUUCUUGCAUGCAUCGGGAAACAAGUUGCAUGGCUCAUUACCAGAAAAUUUACAACACAUGGCGGCUGACCAUAUAUAUCUCGGGUCGAACAACCUUACAAGUCAAUUUCUCUGGAGGAUUACCAAUGUGGUUACCCGAGAAAAUGCCCCUGCUGCAAAUCUUGAGGUUGAGAUCAAUAUGUUCAGUGGCCAUAUUCCGGACAAUCUCACUUCCCUUGCCCGUCUUCAUUAUUUGGACAUAUCAGGCAACGAUAUAUCAGGAAGCAUACCAUGGUCACUCUCAAACUUGAAGGCAAUGAUGACCAUAAUAUCCAAGGACACUACAGAGGAUUACAACUUUGAAGAGAGCAUUCCAGUAAUCACGAAAGACCAAAAGCAUGACUAUAGUUUCGAAAUCUACAAGCUAUUGGUGAAUCUUGAUUUGUCCAAUAACAGUUUAACAGGACAAAUCCCAGAGGAGAUAAGUUUACUGAUUGCCCUCACCAAUUUGAAUAUAUCAAGCAAUUAG
Messenger RNA from Triticum aestivum (bread wheat), 2214 nucleotides. Its product is annotated as receptor-like protein EIX1. The coding region runs from base 1 to 2214 and encodes 737 amino acids. The transcript has 5 exons. The record is from RefSeq and is a predicted model, not a curated record. Lineage: Eukaryota; Viridiplantae; Streptophyta; Magnoliopsida; Poales; Poaceae. Gene Ontology annotation, molecular function: protein binding.